CGGUUUGAAAGACAGAGACUGGACAGCUGUGUUUGCUGUGGUAUUUUUAAACGCAUUAAUGCAGGCUCCAAUCACCCGGCCAUGCUUGACCUAUUUUUGGCUCAGGCCGGCCAUUGUUCUAUUUCUGCCGCCGCUGGGCCACGCGGGUGUCGAUUCAAAUGCAAAUGAGUUAUCGCUGCUGCUCCCGCCAACUUCGCCCAGCCGCCCGGCCAGGGGAGAGAGGAGAGGGGCGCGGGGACAGCGACUCUGGUCCGGGCUGGGAUGGGGUUUCUGGACGCGAACAGCUCUUGGCUCAGCAAAGAAUGCACAGUAUGAUCAGCUCAGUGGAUGUAAAGUCGGAGGUUCCCGUGGGAUUAGAGCCUAUCUCACCAUUAGACUUGCGAACUGAUCUCAGGAUGAUGGUUCCCAUGGUGGACCCAAUUAUGCGUGAAAAGCAACUACAGCAGGAACUACUUCUGAUCCAGCAGCAGCAGCAAAUUCAGAAACAACUGCUGAUUGCAGAGUUUCAGAAACAGCAUGAAAACCUGACCCGCCAGCAUCAGGCCCAGCUCCAGGAGCACAUAAAGUUACAACAGGAACUCCUAGCCAUUAAACAACAGCAAGAACUCCUUGAAAAAGAGCAGAAACUGGAGCAGCAGAGACAAGAGCAGGAACUGGAGAGGCAUCGCAGGGAACAGCAGCUUCCUCCUCUCCGAAGCAAAGAAAGAGGCCGAGAAAGGGCAGUGGCCAGUACAGAAGUGAAGCAGAAACUUCAAGAGUUCCUGUUGAGUAAAUCAGCAACAAAAGACUCCCCAGCAAAUGGGAAGAAUCAUUCCAUGAGCCGCCAUCCCAAGCUCUGGUACACGGCUGCCCACCAUACCUCACUGGAUCAAAGCUCUCCACCCCUGAGCGGGGCCUCGCCACCGUACAAGUACACUUUACCAGGAGCACAGGAUGCCAAGGAUGAUUUUCCACUUCGUAAAACGGCUUCAGAGCCUAAUUUGAAGGUACGUUCAAGGUUAAAACAAAAGGUGACAGAAAGGAGAAGCAGUCCUUUACUCAGGAGGAAGGAUGGAAAUAUCAGUUCAUUCAAGAAGAGACUCUUUGAGGUGACAGAAUCCUCAGUCAGUAGCAGCUCACCUGGAUCAGGUCCCAGUUCCCCAAGCAAUGGUCCGACCAGCAGUAUAACAGAAAAUGAAACCUCAGUUUUGCCAUCUAACAUUCAAGCUGAGCAUCUGGUUUCACAGCAGCGCCUUCUGAUACAGGAUGAAUCGGUGAACUUGUUGAGUCUGUACACAUCCCCUUCUCUGCCCAACAUUACCUUGGGACUUCCAGCAGUACAACCUCAAAUCAGUGCUUCAUCAUCGUUCAAAGAAAAGCAGAAGGGGGAGACCCAGUCGCUCAGACAAGGAGUGGCCUUGGCUGGACAGUAUGGGGGGAACAUUCCUCCGUCCUCAACUCAUCCUCACAUUGCUUUGGAGGGAAAGCCAAAUAGCAGCCACCAAGCUCUCUUGCAGCAUCUGUUACUGAAAGAACAAAUGAGACAGCAAAAACUUCUUGUGACUGGAGCGGUUCCCCUUCAUCCACAGUCUCCUUUAGCAGCGAAGGAAAGAGUUUCACCUGGCAUAAGAGCUGCCCACAAACUGCCUCGUCACAGGCCACUGAACCGAACCCAGUCAGCUCCUCUUCCUCAGAGUACUUUAGCCCAGCUGGUAAUCCAGCAGCAACAUCAGCAGUUUUUGGAGAAGCAGAAACAGUACCAGCAGCAGAUCCACAUGAAUAAGAUGCUCUCUAAGUCCAUUGAACAGCUCAAGCAGCCUGGCAGUCACCUGGAGGAAGCUGAAGAAGAGCUUCACGGAGAUCCCUCGAUGCAGGACGAGCGAGCUCCUGCCAGCAGUGCCAGCGUUAGGGCUGAGAGCAGCAGUGCUGGUGUGGAUGACAGAAUAGGACAGCAGGUGGGGGCUGUGAAAGUCAAAGAGGAGCCACCGGACAGUGAUGAGGAUGUUCAAACCCAGCAAAUGGAAUCUGGGGAGCAAGCUGCUUUUAUGCAACAGGACUUCCUGGCACAUCGGCGUGUCCACCAGUUGCAAAUCUACCAGGCUCAGAUGGCUACAGUUGGCAUGGCGGGAUUAGAUAAACAUCGGGCGGUGUCCAGGACCCCGUCUUCCCCCACUGAUUCUACAUUACCUCACCCAGACAUGGACCAGCCCAGCCAGCAUGUCUACACGACUGGUGUUGUGUAUGACAGUCUGAUGCUGAAGCACCAGUGUAUGUGUGGCAACUAUGCUAAUCACCCUGAACAUGCUGGAAGGAUCCAAAGCAUCUGGUCAAGGCUGCAAGAAACCGGGUUGCUCAACAAGUGCGAGCGAAUUCGAGGUCGAAAAGCCAGUCUGGAGGAAAUACAGCUGGUUCACUCUGAACAUCAUUCACUGCUGUAUGGCACCAGCCCCCUGAACAGACAGAAGCUGGACCCCAGGAAACUCCUAGGAAACGUGUCUCAAAAACUCUUUUCCUUGUUGCCUUGUGGGGGACUUGGGGUGGACAGUGACACCGUUUGGAACGAGCUGCACUCGGCCGGGGCGGCACGCAUGGCGGUGGGCUGUGUCAUCGAGCUGGCGGCCCGCGUCGCCUCCCGGGAGCUGAAGAAUGGCUUUGCUGUUGUAAGGCCCCCAGGCCAUCAUGCUGAAGAAUCAACAGCCAUGGGGUUCUGCUUUUUUAAUUCGAUUGCAAUUACUGCCAAAUACUUGAGAGACAAGCUAAAUAUAGGCAAGAUAUUGAUUGUAGAUCUGGAUGUUCACCAUGGCAACGGUACACAGCAGGCUUUUUAUGCUGACCCCAGCAUCCUGUAUGUUUCCCUCCAUCGCUAUGAUGAAGGCAACUUCUUCCCCGGCAGUGGAGCCCCAAAUGAGGUUGGAAGUGGCCCUGGUGAAGGGUAUAACAUAAAUAUUGCUUGGACAGGUGGCUUGGAUCCUCCUAUGGGCGAUGUUGAGUAUCUCACAGCAUUCAGGACUGUGAUUAUGCCAGCUGCCAAUGAGUUUGAUCCAGAGAUUGUCCUGGUGUCUGCAGGAUUUGAUGCUGUGGAAGGCCACGACCCUCCGCUGGGCGGGUACAAAGUCACAGCUAAAUGUUUUGGUCACCUAACCAAGCAAUUGCUGAAGCUAGCGGAUGGCCGUGUUGUGCUGGCACUGGAGGGAGGACAUGACCUUACUGCCAUCUGUGAUGCAUCUGAAGCCUGUAUAAACGCCCUUUUAGGAAAUGAGCUGGAGCCUCUCCCGGAAGAUAUUGUGCACCAAAUCCCCAAUAUGAAUGCAAUAGCCUCUUUAAAAAAGACCACUGAAAUUCAAAGCAAGUACUGGAAGUCAGUGGAGCCAUACUCUGUGCCAGUGGAUUGUGCUCUGGCUGAGUCUCAGAAACGAGAGAGGGAGGAGACAGAAACUGUAUCUGCUAUGGCCUCUCUUUCAGUGGAUGUUGAGCAGUGUAUCCCUCAGGAAGGCAGCAGAGCUGCUGGCGAGCCCAUGGAAGAAGAGCCAGCCUUGUGAAGUGCCAAGUCCUCCCUGAUAUUUCCUGUGGGUGACAUCAUUGUGUAUCCCCCCAAAGCACCCUCAGACAUGUCUUGUCUGCUGCUUGGGUGGCACAGAUCAGAUGGAACGUAAACACUGGGCACAAAACUGAAUAGCAGCUUCACUUGUUCUUUGGAUGGACUUAAAAGGGCCCUAAAGAUUCCUUAAAUGUAACCGCUACAAUUCUAGAGUUACAGUAAAACGGGCGUGAUAGAAAGAGCCUAGAGCAUGCUUUUUAUAUGCUGUUUGACCCACUCACCAACAUGAAUUGUGAAAUAGAGUAUUACAAAAUUCUACAUGAUAGAUUAUAGAUAUGAGAAUUGCAACAGCCAGCAAAAUACUCGGUAUACUCCAUGAAUCACUUUCUGACACUUUUUACUGGGUAAUUUUUUUUCAUACUGUGUUAAAUUGUUAAUAGAAUUUGUUUUCUCUGCUCUGUGUAAUGAAAAAAGAAAAAAAAACCCACCACCUUUAUUUUACGUGCCAUAUUUUAACCCCCUGUAAUGAGUUCUUAGCUGAAUAAGUGAAACGUGUGUAAAUUGCAAUGAGGGAUUUUAGCUAAAGGGAAAGCACUUCUUAUUGUACUAUAAAUCCCCCGAAGUUCUGUGCUUGGUGGUGCUUUAUUUUAUUUUCCCUUUUCCCGGCCAUCCCUCCCCAUUUCACAUAACCUUUUCUGUCAUAAAAACACAUUCACGGUUCUCUAAAACGAGCGAUCUUCUGCCUUUAAAAAAGAGUGCUGUACCCUCCGUAGCUGACAGUAGCUCUCACCAUAUGUGCAGCAGAGAUCAAGUAGUCUCUGAAAAAUGGAUGGCUUUUCAAAUGUGUUUUUAGUUUGUUCUGAAGUGUUUCUGUGUCCUGGCUCUAAGAGCGGCAAUCUUCAGUAACUGCGUACAGCUCAUUUGGAGCUCAGGUGUUUUUGUGGAGGUUGUGUUGGGGGUGUUUUUUACAGGUCGUCAUGUGAAUAUGAACUGAUUCUUUUAUGUAGUCCUGCACCAAGAGAACUGAUGUUGCUUAAGAAGCUUCAAAGGGUUUAGGCUUUAUUUUAGAUCCUCAAAGUGCAGCAAGAUCUCCCUGCAAUGUGACUUUAGCUGUUUAAUUCCAUGUUUGAGAACGUAACAUAGAGUUGUGCCUUUAGCUGAUAAUGAACGCUUAAACUGUUACACGUGUUGCCUUACCAUCAGAGAAAGAGAUAGGGCAUGUAUGUAAGACUACUUCAAAUGAACAAAACUCUGCUACAGCAACUUUUAUUUUGUUUACAACUUUCUCACCUAAUGAACCCUGGGAGAUACCUUGAAGUAUUCAACUUGCAGUAUUUGAUGGCUCGCUCGGCUUUUAAAUGCAAGUGAUGUUCGUUGUUAUAUAUUUUCCAAACUCAGAAGAUAUAUUAAAGCCAUAAGUGAAGACUGUCAUGCUUUUUAUUCUGAAAUCUGAAAGGAACCUUAAUUAAAACAAGAUUUUGGGGAAGGCCAUGAUAUGAAAGAUAUGGAACAAUAUGGUUUCAGUUAUAGGCAGACUCAAACCUGUAAAUCAAAGAUGAAAGAUUUCACUCAAAUAGAAUUAUAUAAUUCUCUUUUGUUAUGCAGUCAGACUAUAUCUUUCAUGCAUUUGGGUUUGUUUACGAUUAGCAUUUUAAUUUUAAAGACUUUUAUUACUUAUACAAAAGCUCUCUGCUACAAGUUAGAAAUCUGAGGCAUGCUUUGAAAAGCGAAAUCUAAAAGAGGAAUGUCAUUUCCUAUAAUGUGAAGUAAACUUUUAUUCUGAAAGGCUUACUCUAAAAUAAAUGUAUGCCCCUCAAAAAGUGAAAUAAAAUUCUACCCCCCAUUUACAAGCCAAAAUCAUGCUCAUUUUAGUAAUGCAAAGAGUCCCAGCAGGCUAAAUUAACUCCUGGUGUAAGCCACCUUGCCUGACUUCAGGCUGUUCUGAAGGGGUUGUUCACAUGACUAAAGCAAUCAGGAGUUCAUCCUGCAUUUUCAGCAGACUUGUGAUGGCAAUCUUACUUGCCAUUUACUGCAAUUUUCUUGUGGUCAUCAAAGAAAUUUCCCCUCAAGGAAACCAAGGACCAUAGCUGAUGAGUUGGGUAAUUUGUAGAGCUUUUCACAUUUUGAAAUAAAGGCUGAAAAAUUUUAAUUGAGUAAGAUAAUAGUAAUAGUAAUAGUAAAAUAAUUUUUAAAAUAGCCCCACAAAUGCAAAAUCUGCCUGUGUCCUUAGCUUGCAUGAAAUUGCAUAUGAAUUGCAGCCUGAAAUGUGAGUUACAGACUUUACCAAUUAAGUCUAUAUUCCGGGGUGGAAAUCAGCUAAAGCUGUCCUUUGUAGCUGGAAAUGUUUUUAAAAUGCCAGAAUAAUUUGAAUUAAACCACAUUAUAAACUCACACUUAUGCAUUUUAUAGAGGUACUUCCAGACAGACAUCUAGACAUGCUAUUGGUUAAAGUUAGGAUCAUUCGGAUAAGCAAAUGUGCAAAUAAACUGCACACAGAUUGUGUCCAGAACUCUGUUCUCACUGAACUCAAUAACAAAAUCCUCUUUGAUUUCAAUGGGAGAUGGAUCAGGCCCUGCUUUUUUUUUUUUUUAAGUCCAGAACACCAUUACUUUUUGAUUAUGUCAUUACAAGGCACUGUACAGCCCUCUGGGAAAUGAUUGAAGCUUAUGGUGAAUAUCAACACUUCCUUCAAAGCAGACCUGGGCUUUCUGAGAGGGCAGUUUCACUUGCUGCUGUUUUCUUCUCACAGUAUUUUUUAUUACCAUCAAUAGCUCCCCAUGGAUUGCAGUUAAAAUAUCUCACAGCAAUUUUAGACAUACUUCCAGGGAAAUAUUCACAUAGACACUCUUAAAAAUGCCCAGUUUUAGCUGGAUUCAACAACAAAUUCCAAGAAUUUCAGAAAGUUUCAUGAAUUGUAUGUUUCUCUGUUUCUAAUGUCUAAAUUCAGAGGCUUAGGAGCUGUUUUUGAAGAGAUGUCACAGUCUAAUGUCUCCCAUGAAACACAGCUUAGGCUAGGGAGAUUGACACCUCUGAAAAUUAAGUCCCAGAUAUUUCAAGCUGGCUGCCAAAAUAUCUACAUCUGAGCUUAGGUUACUUCUAGAAGUGAGCUGAAAUGCAUAAAGGAGACGGGGUAAAUGGUAGUUUCUGUGUGUGGUUCGAUGGAGCAGGUGAAGCUGUGGAGGUGUGGGAGAGCCCUUGGAGCCAGGGUGACCAUCUACUGGGUGUUGGUGGCACGGGGUGGCUGCAGGCGGGAGGGAGGGGGUCCCACAGCACCCCACCCCAGGCUACUAUUGCCAUUAGCAGCAAAUCUUUGCCUCGCAGGGGAAGCAUGUGGGAAUUUGCACUCUGCUUCUGGAUCCAGGUGUCCCUAUGCCACCAACUUCCAGCAUGAGAGAUGCCUCAGCAGCAAGUACCACUGACAUGCUUGCUCCAGUUCGUAUUCUUCCCUAGUGUUAGGGACUAAAUAUUAAGCUCAGUGGGGCUUUUCUUGUACUCUUGUAUUUUUCUUGUAUUCUUAGGUCAUGAAAUACUUUUCUUCUAUUCUUAGGUCCUUAAAUUCAUAGUAGCAACUGACUAAAGAGACAUAUGACUCAGGAUAUCAAGAAAAUAAUUAUUUGUAUCCAGCUUAAUUCUUUUACCUGGAUUGGAGUGGGAACAAUGAUGAACAGUAAAUCUCAGAACUGCUAAGACCUAAGAAUGUCUUGCACUUAAUUUUUGGACUCUGCGUGCAGAAAUUCUGUAUGUGCUCAUUUAGCUUUAAUAUAAUCUUCAGCAAUGAAGUGCUUGAUUAUAUGAUGCUUUUUCAGGCAAAAUUCCUAGCGAGUAAUCAAAGUUCAUGGGAACUUUGCCAGUGUAAAGACGACAGAAUUAGUCCCUUUUUUAAUUAUAUACCUUCCUAAUUUUAUUUUCAUUGAAAAUGAAGUAACUAAUUCCAGGCAAUUGAAUCUGAGGAAAAUAGACUCAUUAAGUUAUCUUAAACAAACUUCAUAAAAGAAAAAGAAAAUAUAAGCAGCUGUUAUGCUAACAAAAAUGGCUAUUUCUUUACUUUGCAAAAAAGUCAACAACGUGAUGCCAGCUGAAUGGAAGUGACAAAAUGAAUCCCUCUUCGGAGUACGUGCUAUUUGAGUUGGUGUCUUAUCUAAGUGAAACCUCCCUAAAAAGCUGAGAGUCAUAAUCAGAGAUGAAAUAUUAGAAAGGUUUUGCUGCAGCCAACACCAGAGGUCCUAUAGAGAACAAGAAUGUAGAGACUGACUAAUUUGUGUAGACAGACAGCAGGACACUUCCAGGGCAAUGUGUCUGGGACAAAGAAUGAGAGGGAAGUUUUCCAAAGGCACUGAUGGCUGUGAGGCAACUAACUUCUGUUAGCUUGCAGGGGCAAGGAGGUGCUCAGCAAGCAUUUAUUCUUUGGGAAAUGUCCCCUCCAUCCCACAGGCAUGCCCACAAGCAUGCAGACAUGACUCUCACUGGACAACUUUCUGUCCUAAAGCAGCUGCAGCCAGGUGUGCUGCCCUGACAUAUACGCUGUGUGUUUGCCCAAGAAGUUAUCAGCCCCCAGCAGACACUUCAUAGCUUGAGUGAUAGGGGAAGUUUUUCUAAUAUUAUUUUUUUUUUCCAAUAGUGGCCUUUACAGAAGUGUAGCAGUGCAUGGUUGUUUUAUUUUAAAAGGUCACAAUAGAGCUUUGUGAACCAUUGUACUUUUUUUUUUUUUUUUACAGACUCCAUAUGGAAGUAAAACAGAAUAUGUACAUGGGGGGGAACUUGCUGAGAAAGUAUUUCUCUUAAAUCAAGCUUCUGCUACCUGCUUUUCAUGCUGGAUUUGGAGGAGUUUGGGUUCUUAAUUAUCAUUUAAGCUUUUACUUUGUCAUGUCACUUGCUUUGUCUUUUUACCUAUAGUUUAGUUCACCCUUAUAGCGCAUAGAAAACUACCAAAAAAGUCUUUUUUCUGACAGAUGCCCCUGCCAUUGGUGUGGGAAUGAGAAUAGCUUAUCUUUGCCACUUCUAGCACCAAUUAAAUGCUUCAUUUUUGUGACAGAUCCAAACUGGAGUGGUAUUUUAUGAGUAUGAUUUAGCUGGCUGUCUGCUGAUUGUUAAAAAAAGAAAUUGUGAAACUCGCAUUCCUCUCUAACCUCAAAAGGGACCCAUUUUGAUUUUAACAAUGUAAUAUUUUCACUUGAUCCAAAAGGUUUUUGUCCCAUGACAUCUUGUUACUAGCUCAGUUUUAGUCUCUAGCAAAUAACACACCACAGAGAGUAAAGACCAAAAAGGACAUUCCAACAGCUAUUAAUUAUCUCUCUUCUGCACAGUUCUUCAUCCUGCUCUAGUGCCAUGCUUGGUGAUUCAGCAUAUUAGAAUAGUUUAUAGCAAAAUAUAAAUUGUUCUGUGCCAUCAAAGACACUACUAUUUAGAUGAUAAUUAGCACACCCUGAGUUGUGCUGUAAUUUAUAAGGAAGACAUGCUCCUGGAUGGACGGUCCAAAGAAAAGUGGCACAUGGAAGCAGUGCCACUGGUGCUGUGCAGCGAGGGUGAUUCUGUGCUGAGAUCUCCACACAUUCUUCCCUUCCCGAUGACACUCCUGCAUGGCCAGAGGCACAUUGGCAGUAGCAGAGCUGUAGGAUGCCCUGAUUCAAAGACCACUGAAAUCCCUUCUCUGACAGGCUUUGGGUAAGGUCCAGGAGGCAGCUAGAGAAGAAACCUUAACUUUGCACUCAGCCGCAUACAAACUGUAAAAAAAAAUGCAGAUACAGAUCUGAACUUGGCCACUCAUCCCUGUUUCUGAUAUGAAGUGCCAGUUCUGCUUCUAGAAAAGUCAGACUGAAAAAGCAUUGACAGUGGUGGAUAUAUUCUAAUGGCUUCAGGAGGUUUUAUAUGUCAUGUGUUAUGGGAACAGGUUCUUAUUCAUGUCUCUUGCUUCUUAGUUUACUGCUAUUUUAAAUUUCUUGAUUGGCUUAAUAUUCCAAGUGAGGAUGCAGUAGGAAAGCAUAAAGCAAUACCUGUUGAAGUCAUAACUAAAGCUUUCAAAACAAACUUAUUGCCGUGGGUUUUUACAACACUGACUUUUUGGUCUAGGGAUGCACAGCUGAAAUGUCUAUUUUUUUCUUGGGAAAUUGAUGUUGCUACCUGUUUCUAUGAUAAAAAACAGUCCUUUUGCUCAGAGCACUGAAAGUUUAUCUGUAAUUUGUCUUUCCAGGCAGAUCAGAUUCUAAGGGAUAAAGCGUCAGUGAGAUCGAUCCAAAGGGCAACAUUUUUAAAGGUCAAUAGUAAUAUUUCCAUAAGAGUAAAAGGAACCUGUGGAUUAUUGUUAUUAUUCCUGAUACAUUUUUGUAUCUGAAAGCAUUCAAUGAGUAAUGUUAAGUAAUAUUGUGCUCCAAAACUUUGUUUAUUAUAGAUAUACAAGCAUUGAAUUGGCGUGAAAUAGUCUUCAACCAAGUUGUUAAAAACCCUUUUGUUUUGUGUUUUGUAUAAUUCUUUGGCUAUAGUCUUGUCCUAGUGUGAAUAAAAGCUAUUUGAAGUAAGCUUGUU
Molecule: messenger RNA, 10036 nt
Organism: Tyto alba (common barn owl)
Lineage: Eukaryota; Metazoa; Chordata; Aves; Strigiformes; Tytonidae
Gene: HDAC9
Product: histone deacetylase 9
Exons: 26
Coding region: 159-3518 (1119 amino acids)
Biological process (GO): chromatin organization; negative regulation of transcription by RNA polymerase II
Cellular component (GO): histone deacetylase complex
Molecular function (GO): histone deacetylase activity
Source: RefSeq, a predicted model, not a curated record